Messenger RNA from Lontra canadensis (Northern American river otter), 1637 nucleotides. It is a transcript of the gene CNOT8, whose product is annotated as CCR4-NOT transcription complex subunit 8. Gene Ontology annotation, cellular component: CCR4-NOT core complex; P-body; CCR4-NOT complex. The transcript has 7 exons. Bases 316 to 1194 code for a protein of 292 amino acids. The record is from RefSeq and is a predicted model, not a curated record. Gene Ontology annotation, molecular function: poly(A)-specific ribonuclease activity; nucleic acid binding. Lineage: Eukaryota; Metazoa; Chordata; Mammalia; Carnivora; Mustelidae.
UAAAGGAGCAGGCGAGUCGGGAGGAUCCAAUGGGUAGAGUGGUUCGGCCAGGUUUUUAGGUGGGCAGUGCGUAAGGCCGCUCUGGGCACGAGGGCGCCCAUCUCACUGGCCCGCUUGAUUCCGGGAGCAGAUCCGGGGCAGGAAAAGAGCGCCGGGUCAGGGGCCGCUGCCGCCGCCGCCGCCGCCGCUCCCGGGGGACUCUACCAGCCAGCCCGGAAGCCUGCGCUUUGCGGGCACACCUACUCAGGAUCAGAUCAACCAACGGCUUACCCUCUUACAGAGUCAGCUGAAAGUGACUUACCAAGUUUCUUCAAAAUGCCUGCAGCACUUGUGGAGAACAGCCAAGUUAUCUGUGAAGUCUGGGCCAGCAAUCUAGAAGAAGAGAUGAGGAAGAUCCGAGAAAUUGUGCUCAGUUACAGUUAUAUUGCUAUGGACACAGAAUUUCCAGGUGUUGUGGUACGACCAAUUGGUGAAUUUCGUAGUUCCAUAGAUUACCAGUAUCAGCUUUUACGGUGCAAUGUUGACCUUCUAAAAAUUAUCCAGCUGGGCCUUACUUUCACAAAUGAAAAGGGAGAAUAUCCUUCUGGAAUCAACACUUGGCAGUUCAACUUCAAAUUUAACCUUACAGAGGACAUGUACUCCCAGGAUUCCAUAGAUCUCCUUGCUAACUCUGGACUGCAAUUUCAGAAGCAUGAAGAGGAGGGGAUUGACACAUUGCACUUUGCAGAGCUGCUUAUGACAUCAGGGGUGGUUCUCUGUGACAACGUCAAAUGGCUUUCGUUUCAUAGUGGCUAUGAUUUUGGCUACAUGGUAAAGUUACUUACGGAUUCUCGUUUGCCAGAAGAGGAACAUGAAUUCUUUCAUAUUCUGAACCUUUUUUUCCCAUCCAUUUAUGAUGUGAAAUACCUGAUGAAGAGCUGCAAAAAUCUUAAGGGUGGUCUUCAGGAAGUUGCUGAUCAGUUGGAUUUGCAGAGAAUUGGAAGGCAACACCAGGCAGGCUCAGACUCGCUGCUGACAGGAAUGGCUUUCUUCAGGAUGAAAGAGUUGUUUUUUGAGGACAGUAUUGAUGAUGCCAAAUACUGUGGGCGACUCUAUGGCCUAGGCACAGGAGUGGCCCAGAAGCAGAAUGAGGAUGUGGACUCUGCCCAGGAGAAGAUGAGCAUUCUGGCUAUCAUCAACAACAUGCAGCAGUGAUGGUGUCGAGGCUCUGUAGGGCGGGCCUGAUCCCAGAGUGGUGCUUUUCUGCUGACUGUGUACUUCCCUUCCUCCCCAAGAGAAAAUGCUUCUUUUGAGCAAACUGUACCUACCAUCUGCGUUGAAAGACUUUUGUUGUAUUGAAGACAAAAGAUGUCUUUAUUUUAGAUCCAGAAGAGGGGAGUUGACUCUGAAUUUGUAAACAAGUCUUCCCUAUUCCUCAUCCCCAAGCCUCUCUCCAGUUGCUUCCUGCCACCAGCAUCCAUGGCUCAUUUGACACCUUUUUAAAUAUCCAGGACAAGUCAGAAAGACUAGUAAAAUAUAUAUAACUCUUUAUCUGUUGUCAUCCUUUUUCUUUUAAGUCUUGCUACUCUCUGAGGAUGAAGACUUUUUGAUGGGAUUCUCAGCUGAGCUGAGGGUUUCCAGGGAAAGUGGAACAAAAU